Bemisia tabaci is the source of this 9592-nucleotide messenger RNA. It is a transcript of the gene Nipped-B, whose product is annotated as Nipped-B cohesin loading factor. NCBI's taxonomy places the organism in Eukaryota, Metazoa, Arthropoda, Insecta, Hemiptera, Aleyrodidae. Gene Ontology annotation, cellular component: Scc2-Scc4 cohesin loading complex. Gene Ontology annotation, biological process: replication-born double-strand break repair via sister chromatid exchange; chromatin looping; establishment of protein localization to chromatin. Gene Ontology annotation, molecular function: chromatin binding; cohesin loader activity. The record is from RefSeq and is a predicted model, not a curated record.
UCAUGAAUUUCCUUUUCUUAAAUUUUUGAUUUUAUAUUUAAGCCGCUAAAAAUUGUAGGCUCCGUUACCCGUAUUUCUCAAAUUAGUUCAGUUAAUUGAGGAACUAUUGCACCGUACCACAGAGCCAGUUGUUCCUUCGCGCGUCGUUUCAGCCUUGCCUAUCGAAAGCCCUACUUGUAAGUCAACGGCCCAAAUGUUUUACAUGGAACUAAAAUGAAAAUAAAACCCCAAGUGAGUGCGAAUUUUCAUCGUAAAACUGAGUGUGUGUUUGGAUUGUGGUUCUUAAUCGCUGCGUCUCACUCAAAUAUCGGCCGGGAAUGAUGUGAAGUUGCCCUCAUUAUGUGAAAUCCAACUCCGAAUUUCCAAAUUUUACGGUCAAAACAAACAUAAUAAUGGUUUGAAUAAAUUUAUCUCAAUGACAAUCAUGUUUGUAUUUCAUAUUAAACUCUGACUUAUUGUUUCUAGUUUGUGCUCCGGAUUACAUAAAUGCUAGUUUCGAGAGUUCAACAAUUUAUGUGAGUGGUAAAUUCUCCGCCAACUGACUCCUGCAUUCUUAACCUGACCGUUUAUUUACCAUGGUAGACGAGGAUUUCGGGCGAAUUUUCCCGUUGUAUUCGUGCAGUUGCCUUUUAAAGAGCCAAAUUAUUUGAACUAGCGCAACCUGGAUUUGAUCAAUUUCUACCGCUGGUAGUUGCAGAUGUACGUUUCCAGAGUUAUGCUCCUCUUGAUGUGAACAUUUCUGAUUUGUUUCAUCAGAUUAUUCUUCAGCUUUUUGUGUUCUAACCUUUAUGCCAUCAUGGAUGAUAGUUACCUAUCCGGUCAACUAACCACCUCAUUUCAUCUAAUGCAGACUCUCCAUUACUUAACCAGCGAUGUGCUUUAAAAGACGAAAAUGAACGGAGAAGUUCCAAGUGUGCCAAUUAUUACAUUGGCCAGUAUCACCAGCCUCUCCGAUGUGGUUGGUGAACUGCCUUUACCGAGUGCCAUGCCGCACACGGUAAGUAGCUCGCUCCUCUUUCAUCCGCGAGUUGCAGAAGAAGCCGUCAAUUUGCUGAAUUUGCGAGAUGACACUCUGGUCUCGCAGUUAACGCAAGCUUUAAGCCAAACAUCCUCCGCUCACAUAGAUCUGAAAGAUCAGUAUGCUGGGUCGGAUUCCCUCGGCGAGAAUCUCCUUCAUCAGAAUGUACCUGAAGUCCUCAAAGCGAUUUUACUUAAGAAUCCCAACGUGUUCAAACAGCCCUCAGCAACGCAACCUGUCUGGAAGAGCGAAAAUUCAUCAAUCAAUGCAAGUGCAGAUGACAUGUCAUGUUCGAACCCCAUGGGUGUGACCAACCAACGUGCCUCUGUGAUUAUGUCUGACAAGGGGCAUCACAACAGCACAAACUGUGAUCUUCUUGCGUCACCCUUCUGUGAUAUCAAACCAGAACAACUAGUUGAUAAUAGCUUUAGUCAAUCGCAAGGCCAGCUGAACAGUAGCGAAUCAAUAGCAAUAAACGCUGGCUCAAGCACGAUGCAGCACAUGCCUGGGCCACUUCCACGAUCUGCACAUUCUGAGUCAUGCUUUCCCAAAGAUAAUUCGCAAUCCCAGUCGUGCUCAAUGCCUCUGACCACUCCGAAGGCAAACCUCCCUUCUGCUCUAGCACCAGGCUCCUCUCCAGCACAAGCAAGCACUGCGCCUAGCCAAGUCAAAUUAAAAGAAGAACCUAGUUUACUAAGUCAAGAUAGCAAAACCAGUGUAAAUUCAAUUAGAAACCUUAAUCAACCAAUGAAGGAGCCGCGGGUCAAUCUAUGUAGGCUAACAGCAGAGGACCUUCUGGCAUCUCAAAAAUUGAAGAAAGAACCGGUUACACCAGAACCUGUAUCCAAUAAUACAAGUAGUAGGCUCAGCACUAGGAACAAGAAAACACCAAUCAUAGAGUCAAGUUCCGAUAGUGAAGAUGAUGAGCCCAUUAGUAGGACAAAAUACUUCAAAGCCAGAGACAAAGAAAGAGAAAUCAGGCGGAAAAAAGACAAAGAAGAGCGGAAAAAAGAAGAUAGAGAUUAUAUACCAGAAGAUUCGCCAACAUCCAGGUACAGCAAACGAAGGCGAAAUAGCAUAAGUGAAUCGAAAGAUGAUAAUGACGAUUCUUUUAAUAAACCAAAACCACCAAAACUACGAAAAGUUGAGCGAAAACUAGUACCAGUUCUGGAAAAGCUAUCGACUGAGGAGCUCAUGGAGACCAACACGUAUCAUAGGUUCAACAAGUCAGUAGAAAAAGUUCUGGACAGUGUAGAAGAUAUUGAAAUGGGCGAUAUGCACGAUGCAGAAGAUGAGACAGUGCCAGCAGAAGUCCUCAUCCCCAAGUACCAGCUCCAGGAUCUCUGUUCGGAAGCGGCCAAGCUGAAGACCCUCGGGGCCAUGGAGUCCGUGCCAUCCGACAAGCUCAUCCGGCUGCUGUCCAUCCUUGAGAAGAACAUCCGCGACGGGGCCAAAGUGUCGCCACUGGCCGACCCGGAUGACGACGAGGAGGAGCGCAAGCUCUGGAUGGAGCUGGCUAUGGAGCGCGUCAUGAGAGCUGUUGACGCAUCGCUCACGGCGUUGUACAUCCUCACGUCGCCAAACAUGCACAAGAGAGUCUAUCUGGAAGAUGUUAUCGAUAGGGUCGUGUUGUUUGCCAAGUACCAGCUUCACAAUACUGUCUAUCCGUCUUUCGAUCCCGUCUACAGGAUUGAUCAAAAAGGAAAAGAUGGUUUUGUCGGAAGUGCCCGGAAGAAGCGAAGUAAUGCCAAAGAAGUUCGAGAAAAGAGUGUGCUACUACUUUAUACAAAAUUAGUGGAAGUGAUCAGUUUACUGGCUGAACUGCUUAGUAUUCAAACUUUAACGGACACAGCCGUGCUCCAUGCAUCGUCAAUGGGUAUUUCGCCUUUCUUCGUUGAGAACAUCAACGAACUGCAGCUGUCUGCACUAAAACUAGUUACAAAUAUUUUUACCAAGUAUGAAAAACAUAGGAAAUUACUUCUGGACGAUAUCUUAGCAUCAAUGGCAAGGCUUCCAAGUAGCAAACGUUCGUUGCGCUCUUAUCGUCUCAGUUCUGAAGAAUAUAUUCAGAUGUUAACGGCAUUAGUUUUGCAGUUAAUCCAAUGUAUGGUAGUAUUACCUAAGCAGCUAGCUGAUAAAAACAGCAAUAGUGAUCCGGAUGUGGUGAUAAUUAGCAAAUUUAAAACAGCGAGGUCGACAGCCUCAAAUUUUCUGUGCAUCUUCCUAGCAAAGUGCAGUAGCAAAUCAGAAGAAAUAGACUAUAGGCCUUUAUUUGAAAAUUUUAUUCAAGAUCUUCUGACAACGGUGAACAAACCGGAGUGGCCUGCAGCUGAACUCAUGCUUAGUGUCUUGGGAAAAGUCUUAGUCUCUAACUUUGUAAAUAAAAGUUUAGAAAUGCCUUUACGAGUAGCCUCAUUAGAUUAUUUAGGAGUCAUCGCAGCUCGCCUGCGGAAAGACGCGGUUGUUUCUCAACUCAAAUUGAGCACGAUCGAUCAACUUAUAUAUGACAUUAGAACUGAAGAAAUGAAGACUGAAGAUGGUGUUGUGAAGGGAGAGGUCCCGAGGGUCAAAGACGAUGAAGAGCGAACACAGUUUUUACAGAGCGUUCUUCUAGACUUUCUAGCAGUGCGAUCUCAGUCAGAUCAUUCAUUAAAUUAUGCUCGCUAUUUUUAUUUAACUCUUUGGUACCAAGAUAACGCUGCCAGCACUGGCACCGCUCCCACACCGGUCAAGUCAUCAACCAAAGCCAAGAAAGAAAAGAAACGGAAGAAGCGAAAAUAUUCAAGUGAUGAAGAAUCAUCUAGUUCAGAAGAAGAGGAUGACGAAGAGAUUAAAAAACAGAAAGAAAAUGGUACCAUAGACGGAGAGGAUCCACUAGAAGUAUUUAAAUUGAAAGAAGCCCGGAAGAAAAUGCUGCUAGAGAAAAUUAACCCCUUCCAUAACUCCAUCAAUGUGAAGUCAGGCAAAAACGAAGUCAAAACUCAAAUCCUGCAAACUUACAUUGAUUAUGACAGCGCAGAACUCGUAUCGAGGUAUCUUGCUGCGAAACGGCCUUUCUCUCAAAGCUUUGACACGUACCUUAAACACAUCAUCAAAGUCCUUGGUGAAUCAUCAGUCCAAAUCCGAACGAAAGCCAUGAAGUGUCUGACUGCGAUUGUGGAGGUGGACCCUGGGGUCCUAGCGCUCAACGAAAUGCAGAUCGGAGUCAAACACUCGUUCCUCGACCAGUCCACAUCAGUGCGAGAAGCUGCUGUUGACUUGGUCGGUAAAUUUGUGCUCAGCCGUCCAGAACUCAUCGACAAAUACUAUGAAAUGGUGUCUGCUAGGAUUCUGGAUACGGGUGUCAGCGUCCGUAAAAGGGUGAUCAAGAUUCUCAAAGAUGUGUGCACAGAGUGCCCUGACUUCCCCAAAAUCCCGGAAAUCUGUGUGAGGAUGAUCCGGCGGAUAAAUGAUGAGGAUAGCAUUCGAAAGUUAGUCAUGGAAGUGUUCUCAAAUAUGUGGUUCACGCCAGUGCGAGAACGGCCACCUGCAAAAGAUGUUCUCUUGCGAAAAGUCAUGAACAUUACUGAUGUUGUAGCAGCAUGCAAUCGUGAUCUAGGAAUGGAAUGGUUUGAACAGUUACUCACUUCAUUGUUCAAACCCAAAGAAGACAAAGACGAUUCCACAAAGCAGAUUUUAGAGCCUCCUAAAUCAUUGAUCCAAGCGUGCAAGCAAAUUGUUGACUGUCUCAUUGACAACGUUUUAACGCUGGAUGGUUGCAGUUCUGGCUCAUCCCAACGGUUAGUCGCGUGUUUGCUCACUCUUCACUUGUUUGCAAAAAUCAGGCCGCAGCUAUUAGUGGAGCAUGCAAUCACCCUCCAGCCCUAUCUAAGCGUCAAGUGUCAAACGCAAGGUGACUAUCAGAUUAUCAGCAGUGUUGCACGGACGCUUGAACUUGUGGUACCUCUCAUGGAACACCCCAGUGAAACUUUUUUAGCCUGUCUCGAAGAGGACUCGGUUAAGUUGAUGAUGAAGCACGACCCAAGUGUCAUUGUCAGUUGUGUCUCCUGUUUAGGCUCUAUCGUGAAUAAUGUCACCAAGAAUUUUUCGCUGAUCCGGGACUGUCUAUUGAAGUAUUUAACUCUCUUGCGACAGUUCAAAGAUGUCUUGGAGAGAAAUCCGCCCAACAAAGAUGAAUUAGUUGUCAAAUUCUGCCCAUUCUUUAGGAGAUCUUCAUUCAUUGUUGGGCUACUUCUGAGACACUUUGAUUUUACCAACAAAGAAGUCUUAGGCAAUGAGUUGAGUCCGAAUUUGAAGGAUGAGAUCUUUGAAAUGUUGAUGUAUUUUCUACAAAACGAGCAUGACUCUCAGCUGUAUACUAUGAAAGCCAUCGGGUCUGUGUGCAUCCGCCAUCACGAUCUCAUGCUUGGCCCAGAGCUAAAAGCUUACUAUCACCAGGUUUUAGAAGACCCGCAAGGUUCUGAGGCUAUGAAAGCACAGAUUCUAAACAACAUAGAACAGUAUCUGCAGGAAGAGGAGCGCAGGAUGAUACUGCAAGAUUUGGAGUGGGCAAAACUGUCAAAGCAGGAAAAUCUCAAAGAGAUGGGUGAUGUUUCGUCAGGGAUGGCUAGCACAAUUAUUCAACUGUACCUGAAACAAAUUUUAGAAUCAUUUUUGCAUCCGUCUGUGAAAGUGCGACAAGCUGCCCUGCAAGUAAUCCAGCUUAUUUUGGCGCAAGGUUUAGUCCACCCUGUUCAGAUUGUUCCAUACCUGAUCUGCAUGUCGACGGAUGUUGAUAAAACUGUCAGUAAUAGCGCUGAUCGGCAGCUUCAAGAAAUCGAGCGCAAGUAUCCGGGUUUCAUCCACAUGAAGUCUCAGUCGGGUAUUAAGCUUUCUUAUAAGUUCCAAAAGUUGCUUCAGGGUGAUGAAGUAGUUGUGAGGGGCUUCCGCACCAAGGAAAACGAGAUGCCAUCAGCUUUAAAUGGUUUCUUGUUCUCAAUUCUCCGGACAAAGCCCCAGAGGAGAGCUUUUGCGCUGGCUAUCUUGAAGCAAUUUGAUGAACAAGUGAAAACAUCGCUUUCGCAAAUGUUAUACUUGGCAGACAACAUGGCAUAUUUCCCGUUCCAAGUUCAAGACGAGCCGUUGUUCAUCAUUCACCACAUCGAUAUCAUGAUAUCGGUGACAGGUACCAACCUGCUCCAGUCAUUUCGGGAAGCGCUCUUGCCAAACCCCAACGCUCCCCAAGAGAAGCGGAUUGACCCUACAACAGGUCAGGAAGUGCCGGUAAUCGACGAAGAUGAGGAUGAAGAUGAAGAGUCAUUACUCAACCGAGUCCCAGAAGACACAUCUAGCCUUCAAGAAAGUCUGACCGCAUCACAAGGCUGUCUUCUUCUUCUCGUCCUCAAACAACAUCUCAAGGCGCUGUACGGGCUCAGUGACGCAAAAAUCUCGCAGUAUUCGCCCUCAGAAUCGGCCAAACUGUAUGAGAAAAAUGUAAAUAGGAAAAGCAAUUCAAAAUUCAACCCUAAAGGAACACUAGAAAAACUAAGGUUAGGAGAGCCACCUCCUCAUUUGGACGAAAAUCAAAGGAAAGCCUUAAUCCGCGAUUACCUAGAGUUCAAGCACCUGAUUAUGAAUUUGGACCCUGAUGAUGUUGAUGACGAUGAUCUUGACAAAAAGCCAGGUUCUGGUUCAGGUGCCUCUGGUUGUUCUUCAGGGUACGCAUCAUACACGGUUUCCGAGGCCGACAAAGUCGAUCCGGGAAAGCAACCCCAACCACCGCAGCAACAAGUCCAAGGAGAUGUCAGCAAAGCUGAUCCAAAUCAAGUGGCAAAAGAAGUCGAAUCUCCAGUGGCGCGGAUUCCCAAGCUCAUAAUCAAAAAUAAUAACGUUGAAACGAAACACUCAUCCCAUCGGUCCCACAAAAGCAAGAAAAGUGAUAGGCAGAAGAAGCACCACCACAAACGGAAGAAACACAAAGUGCGGAGCUCAGACGAAGAGAGCGAUGAGGGUUACAGCGACCCUGAUUUUUUAAUUUAAGUGAAAACAUUCCUUCUCCGUUCAUUACUUUCUAGUGUCUCUAAGCCCGCCUGUAGGGUUUUUGGGUUGCCGUUAGUGCCAAACAAAAACUGUUUUCUGGUUUGGAGUUUUCUCAUCGCUAUCAAUCAAUGGUAUGAUUUAUUUUGGAUUUAAAAUAUUGUUUAUUUAUUUUUUUCAAAAUCUCGUACAUAGAAACUGCAAUUGCAGUUGUCAUACAGGUCAGUAACAAAUAUUAGCAAUAACAAAUGAAAAUAAAAAAAAACAAAACUUAACAACAAAUUAGCAUAAAGCAUAUUUUUUUUGAAGCAGCUCAUCAACUCUAUAGAAAGCUUCACGAAUUAGGAGCUGUUUUAACUCUAACAUGAAUGAUUCAAAACCAGUGUCCUUGAACAGAAGUUUUAGUUUUAGUGGCAGCAAAUUUAGAAAGUGAAUAGAUGCAGUUUGAUAUUGCUCUCGGACACCUUUAAUGAGAUUUUGAUGUUAGGAUGCCUGGAAUUAUAGGAACUGAGGGUUAGUUUAAUCCCAUCAGAAAUCAUCUAUUUUUUUAACUCUUUAAGUAACUUACACUAGAUAAAGGUUAUCCGCAAUCUCAGGCAAUCUGCCAUAAUAGUAUCACUGAAGGCAUCAUCAGCCUGGUCAGAAUUUCACCUUCUCAAAAAUGUUGUAAUGCCUAAAUUGGAAGUUUACAUUUAAAAUUUUGUUUUAUCUUGGACGCGCACUUGAAAGUUAUUGAUCUACAACUGACUUGAGUUAUGACUAGUAUAUCUUAAAGUUAGCUUUAUCAAUGAUUCAAUUGGUAGGUGGGAUUUGUAGUUAAUUCAUUCAAUAAUAGCUGAUUAAGUAUAGUUUACUUGUAAUCCCACCUUUUAAAGUCUUUGAACGUAUGAGUGAUGAAGGUCACUGAUCUUGCUUUAGUGAAAAUUCGGCUCUGAAAACGACGGCGACCUCUAAACGCUGCUGAGCAGGGUUUUUUUUUCAAUUCUUUUUGUAAUUCGUGUAAAAAUGUGCAAUUGUAUCUUAGUCAUAACCAGACUUGUGCGAAAAUAUUAUUUUCGACAAGCCCUCUAUUGUACAUAUCGGAAUUUCUGAGCCUCAGCUAAUAAUUGUAAAGUCAUAAGAGAAAUAAUGUAGAGUUUUGCAGGUGUAAAAAUUUGCUGAGUUGUAUUUGUACAUAUGUAAGAGAUAUAUUGUGUACAGACCAAAAUGUAAAUCGGCUUCUUCUGUUUAAAUGUGAAAUUCGUGUAUGAUUCGGUAUAUAGAUGUUGAAGUUGUGAUGUAAUAUUUUUCGUGUGAGUUUUGAAUUUGUUUCCCUGUUCAAUGGCUGUAUUAUUCUAUGUAUUCUCAAGGAGUGUUACCGCUUUACGAAUCUUCACUCGGGCGUCUGAAAAGCCGCUAGCAAGCAACUGUUCAACCCGAAUCAUCACACUGAGCGCCCACGUGAACUUGUAAAACACUGUUGCAUUUUAACUGUAAAUUGAAUAUGUGUAUGUUUUGUUAUUCAUGCGUAUAAUUUUGAAAAUUGUACAAAAUAAAUGCAGUAAUUUUAUGAUUAAAUCAAUUUCUCUUUCUUUAACGGCAAUUUCAACAAUCCAAAGAUAUAAGUGGAAAGUAAAUAGAAGUACAUUGUUAUGUAUAUACUUUAUUCAAAUUCCUGCAUUUAAGGUUUUUGUAGAUUGUACAAAAGGAUAAGGAAGUUGAUUAGCUUCCGUGGUUUUUAUUUCUCUUUUUUCAUUAUUUAUUUUAUCAAGUUUUCGCGUGUCAGUGAUGUAGCGAGAGUGACUCAACUCCCUGACGUUAAGUAAUUGAAAGAUAUUUUCUAGCUAAUUGAUUUUGAACCUAGACACAGCAGAUUAAGCUUAAUUUUAAUGUUAAUGGAAUUGAAGGGUACUGUUGUUUAAGCACCAGGAUUUCAGUUUUUGUUUUUGAGUUCAAGCACUGUAAACGGGCUCCGCAUCGACCCGCUGAAUACAGUGCAAAAUUUAUAAGUCUACGAAUUUAAUUGGACACCCAAGUAAUUCUAGAGUUCAUUUUUCAUUUUGAAACUAGUUUAUUUUCAUAAAGUGUCUAUCAAGAAUACUCAGUGCAUUAAAAGAUGUUUAGAUAGGUAAUUUAUUUUUAUACCUCAAGUCAGUAAAGUAUCGAGUUUUCUUAAUUUAUUAAUUUAUUCAACUUUUUUCUUGGUAUUCUCAAAAAGGACAGAAGAAGCAUCUUUUUCGCCCAGUACAAACAAACCAUCAAGCUUCACUUAAAGCUAGUGUCGAAAUUUUUAGAGCACAUGAUAAUUAUGUUGUGUGAAAUUACUUCGUUAAUGCUAUGAAAGUGCUUAACUCCUGUAAAUAUCACCAGUUAUCCGUAAGACAACAUUUUUUUACCGUUAUCUAAGUAAACCUUGUAAUUAAAGUUGUUUCUACUUCUCCAUUUUCCUUUUGCAAACCCUCAAUUUAAAUACUAAUUCAAAGUAUUAUUUUCUUAAAUAAAGUGUAAUAUAAUCCCCUUGUCCUCUCGCCAUUCAAGUGGAGCAGUUCUAUAAAUAAAUGUAACUUGAUAAAUUGUCCA